This is a messenger RNA of Oldenlandia corymbosa var. corymbosa, 2712 nucleotides long. The record is from the annotation of a GenBank genome assembly. Lineage: Eukaryota; Viridiplantae; Streptophyta; Magnoliopsida; Gentianales; Rubiaceae.
AUGGAGGCUAAAAAGUAUCAACAAUUCCGAGGUCAACCUAGGCUGCCGAAAUUCGCGGUGCCCCGACGUUACGAUCUUCAUCUCAAACCUGACCUCGAUGCCUGCAAGUUCUCCGGUGCCGUCCAAAUCACCGUCGACGUUGUUUCCGCCACCAAGCACCUUGUCCUCAAUGCCGCUGAACUCUCCGUUGACUCCAAGUCUGUUCAAUUUAAAACCCCGACCAAGGUUCUGGAGGCGGCGGUGGUGGAAAUGUGUGAAGAGGACGAGAUAGUGGUGAUAGAGUUCGGGGAGAGUUUACCUGUUGGCGAAGGAGUUUUGAGUGUUUCCUUUGAAGGAACUUUGAACGACAGGAUGAAAGGCUUUUACAGAAGUGUUUAUGAACAUAAUGGGGUGAAGAAGAACAUGGCUGUGACACAGUUUGAACCAGCAGAUGCAAGGCGGUGCUUUCCCUGCUGGGAUGAACCAGCUUGCAAGGCUACAUUCAAGAUAACAUUGGAAGUGCCGUCUGAUCUGGUUGCUCUUUCAAAUAUGCCAGUUAUUGAAGAGAAAGUGGAUGGAAAUCUUAAGAGAGUGAGUUAUCAGGAAUCACCAAUCAUGUCAACGUAUUUGGUGGCAGUUGUUGUUGGUUUGUUUGAUUAUAUUGAAGAUCAGACUCCUGACGGGAUUGCUGUCCGUGUGUACUGUAAGGUUGGUAAGGCUGAUCAAGGCAAAUUUGCUCUAGAUGUUGCAGUCAAAACACUAGGAAUAUAUAAAGAGUAUUUUGCUGUGCCAUAUUCUCUGCCCAAAUUAGAUAUGAUUGCAAUCCCAGAUUUUGCUGCUGGAGCCAUGGAGAACUAUGGCCUAGUCACAUAUAGAGAGACUGCUUUGCUGUACGAUGAGAAGCACUCUGCAGCUGCUAACAAGCAGAGGGUUGCAACUGUUGUAGCACAUGAACUUGCACAUCAAUGGUUUGGCAAUCUAGUAACAAUGGAAUGGUGGACGCAUCUAUGGUUGAAUGAGGGAUUUGCUACAUGGGUUAGCUAUUUAGCAGCUGAUAGCCUCUUUCCUGAGUGGAAAAUUUGGACUCAAUUCCUUGAUGAAAGUACUGAAGGACUCCGCUUGGAUGGGCUUUUGGAAUCGCAUCCUAUUGAGGUUGACAUUAAUCAUGCUGGUGAGAUCGAUGAGAUCUUUGAUGCUAUAAGUUACAGAAAGGGUGCUUCUGUGAUUCGGAUGUUGCAGAGCUAUCUGGGUGCUGAAUGUUUUCAGAGGGCACUGGCUUCAUACAUAAAGAAAUUUGCUUGCUCAAAUGCAAAGACCGAAGAUUUAUGGUCUGUCCUCCAGGAGGAAUCUGGUGAACCUGUGAACAAGCUAAUGAAUUCCUGGACGAAGCAAAAAGGUUAUCCAGUUGUUUCUGCAAAAUUGCAAGACCACAAAUUGGAAUUUGAGCAGUCCCACUUUUUGCUGAGUGGCUCCCCAGGAGAUGGGCAAUGGAUUGUUCCAGUCACAUUAUGUUGUGGCACAUAUGAUGCUCGCAAAAGCUUUCUACUGCAAGCAAAAUCUGAAACGCACGACAUCAAGGAUUUGUUGGGUGCCUCAACAUCUAAAAGCAAUUCUUGGGUGAAAAUCAACCUGGACCAAACAGGUUUCUACAGGGUUAAAUAUGAUGAGGACCUCUCAGUGAGACUUAGAUAUGCGAUAGAGAAAAAUUACUUGUCAACGAUGGAUAGAUAUGGUAUUUUGGAUGACUCAUAUGCCCUGUCCGUGGCUUGUCACCAGUCGUUGGCUUCUCUGCUUGCAUUGAUGGGGGCUUACAAGCAGGAAAAUGACUACACUGUUUUGUCCAACUUAAUUAGUAUAAGUUGCAAGGUUGUGAGAAUUGCAGCUGAUGCUGUUCCUGAAUUACUGGAGGAUAUGAAGCUAUUUUUCAUCAACCUUUUCCAAUAUUCUGCAGAGAGACUUGGUUGGGAUCCUAAGCCAGGGGAGAGCCAUCUAGAUGCUAUGCUGAGAGGUGAACUCUUGACUGCACUUUCCCUUUUUGAACAUGAAGAGACUCAAAAAGAAGCUAGCAGGCGCUUUCACAUAUUCCUGGAUGACAGAAAUACACCCGUCCUUCCACCGGAUUUGAGAAGGGUAUGUAUAUAUGUAUAUAUAUAUUUUUGGCUGUUCAUCCUCAGUAGUGAGAUCUCAUGCGCCAGAACCACUUCAUUACAGGCUGUAUAUGUUUCUGUAAUGCUGAAGGUCACCAAAUCAAAUCGGUCAGGGUACGAUUCUCUCCUGAGAAUCUACAGAGAGUCUGACCUCAGCCAGGAGAAGACCCGGAUACUAGGUUCACUGGGAUCUUGCAAGGAUCCAGAAAUUAUUGAUGAAAUUCUAAAUUUCUUAUUGUCUUCUGAGGUCCGAAGUCAAGAUGCUGUCCAUGGGCUUGGUGUUAGUAGAGAGGGACGUGAGACUGCUUGGAAAUGGUUGAAAGAAAACUGGGAUCAGAUUGUGAAAACUUACGGUGCUGGCUUUUUAGUGACUCGCUUCAUCGGUUCAGUUGUUUCACCGUUUUCCACCUAUGAAAAAGCCACAGAAGUGGAGGAGUUCUUUGCAAGCCGAAUGAAGCCUUUCAUAGCCCGGACCUUAAAACAGAGCAUUGAGAGAGUCCACAUCAAUGCGAAGUGGGUUGAGAGCAUUCAGAAAGAGAAAGAACUUGCUGAUGUAGUGAAGGAGCUAGCUUAUAGAAAGGACUAG